AUGAGUCGACCACGCUUCUUCAAUGCUCCUCGCAAGGGUGAAAACUUCGAACUACGAGCCGACUUAAAUAGCGAGUAUCGCGAUAGAAGAAAAGAUGCUAUCAAGAGAGUCAUCGCAAAUAUGACUGUUGGCAAAGACGUCAGCGGUCUAUUCCCGGAUGUACUCAAGAACAUGCAAACAGAAGAUUUGGAACAGAAAAAGCUGGUCUAUCUAUAUCUGAUGAACUAUGCAAAAACACAACCAGAGUUAGUCAUCUUGGCGGUCAACACAUUCGUCAAAGAUUCAGACGACCCAAACCCACUCGUACGUGCAUUGGCAAUCAGAACGAUGGGAUGUUUACGAGCAGAAAAGAUUAUCGAUUACCUAUCAGAUCCUUUGCAAAAGUGUCUUCGAGAUGACAAUCCAUACGUACGCAAAACAGCAGCAAUCUGCGUUGCAAAACUAUACGAAAUGAAACCGGAACUUGCGGUAGAGAAUGGCUUUGUCGGAGCACUGCGUGAUUUGGUUGGCGAUAGCAAUCCGAUGGUCGUUGCGAAUGCUGUCACAGCUCUUACAGACAUUCAUACAACAGCUUGCGAAAUGGAUCCUUCCGGACAAUCAAGUAUGUUCAUCAUCGAUUCGACCAUCUUGCAGAAAUUGUUGAUAGCUCUGAACGAAUGCACAGAGUGGGGAAGAAUAGCCAUCUUGAACAGCUUGGCAAGAUAUAGAACACCCCAAGGACCUGACGGGGAUAAAGAUGCUGAGCAUAUCUGCGAACGUGUCAUUCCUCAGUUCCAACACGCCAACGGAAGUGUCGUCUUGAGUGCUGUCAAGGUGAUCAUGAUCCACAUGGACCGAAUCGGAAAGCCAGAGUUUGUCAAGCAAUUGGUCAGAAAGAUGGCACCGCCUCUCGUCACACUCGUCUCAUCUGCACCUGAAGUGCAAUGGGUAGCAUUACGGAAUAUCAACCUAAUCUUACAAAAGCGACCUGAUGUUCUAUCAACAGAAUUGCGCAUCUUUUUCUGCAAAUACAACGAUCCCAGUUAUAUCAAACUGGAGAAGCUGGAGAUUAUGAUCAAGCUGGCUAAUGAGCGUAAUGUGGACAUGCUCUUGAGCGAGUUGAAGGAAUACGCAUCGGAAGUGGAUGUCGAUUUUGUCAGACGUGCAAUUCGUGCUAUUGGACAGUGUGCUAUCAAGAUUGAUAUGGCUGCCGAAAGAUGCGUUCAUGUAUUGUUGGAUCUGAUUGCCACUCGAGUCAGCUAUGUGGUACAAGAGGCAAUCGUUGUAAUCAAGGACAUCUUCCGCAAAUAUCCUCAAAACUACGAAGGUAUUAUUCCUACUCUCUGUGCAAACUUGGAAGAUCUUGAUGAGCCAGAAGCAAAAGCAUCCUUGAUUUGGAUUUUAGGAGAAUACGCGGAAAAGAUUGACAAUUCAGAAGAUGUGUUAGCAUCCUUCCUGGAUACAUACAAAGACGAACAAGCAAGCGUACAAUAUCAAAUUUUGACAGCAAUUGUCAAGCUAUUUUUGAAGAAACCUGAUGGAGCACAAGGACUGGUUCAACGUGUUCUUGAGUUGGCCACGAAAGAAUGCGAUAAUCCCGAUCUACGUGAUCGUGCGUUCGUGUAUUGGCGUUUGUUGAGUAGUAGCGAUUCUGGAGCGGGAAAAUCUGUCGUCUUGGCAGACAGACCGCCAAUCUCGAUCCCUUUGACUUCCGUAUCACCAGCUUUGUUGGAAGAGUUGAUUCAUGAUUUAUCCUCUUUGGCAAGUGCAUACCACAAACCCGAGUCAACCUUUAUCGGAAGGGGAAGAUUGGGAGCUGAUGCUUUCACACGCAAACGUGAUGAAGUUACACGCGAGAAAGCAUUGGCAACCGUUGUACAAGGACAACAAGCAGAAAAUCUGUUGGACUUUGGAGAUGAUGACGAAGAUACAUCAGCAAAGAUCAAUGCAGCACCUGCACCAGGGUUGGGAGGAUUGGAUGAGUUGAUGUCAGAUGCAAGCAUUGGAGAUUCAUCGGCAAAAAAGACAAAUUCAAUUCAACAAGCACAAAAUUCACAAUUGAACGACCUUUUGGGAUUGUUUGAUGCUGCACCCGGUGCAAAUGCUCCAGGCGCAAAGAGUGGUUUGGAUGCUUUGUCUUCGUUACCAGCUGCGCCUACCACUUCAAAUGUGCUUUAA
Meira miltonrushii is the source of this 2157-nucleotide messenger RNA. RefSeq names its product putative adapter-related protein complex 1 beta 1 subunit. The coding region runs from base 1 to 2157 and encodes 718 amino acids. NCBI's taxonomy places the organism in Eukaryota, Fungi, Basidiomycota, Exobasidiomycetes, Exobasidiales, Brachybasidiaceae. Gene Ontology annotation, molecular function: clathrin binding. The transcript has 2 exons. Gene Ontology annotation, biological process: intracellular protein transport; vesicle-mediated transport. The record is from RefSeq and is a predicted model, not a curated record. Gene Ontology annotation, cellular component: membrane coat.